CCGCAAAAUCCUUAUAUGAGAGAUAGUGAACCUUCCAAGAGUUUAAUUGAGGUGAUUGAAAAAGCUAAACCGUCAGUACUGAUUGGAUGCUCCACGGUAGGUGGCGGCUUUACGCCUGAAAUCCUCAAAGUCAUGGCAGCUAACAACGAAAAACCAAUCAUUAUGGCACUUUCCAAUCCAACAUCAAAAGCCGAAUGUACGGCACAGCAAGCAUACGAUAAUACUGAAGGCCGAUGUAUCUUUGCUUCCGGUUCACCAUUUCCACCUGUGCAAUACGCCGGGAAAACUUUCCACCCCGGUCAGGGCAACAACGCUUACAUCUUUCCAGGCGUUGCUCUAGGCAUAAUCGCAUCUGGGCUGCAUCACGUGAAAAACGAAGUGUUCUUGGUUGCUGCAAAAGCAGUUGCUGACCUUAUAACCGAAGAAGAUCUAUCGCGGGGAUCACUCUACCCUCCUCUGUCCCACAUUCAGACGUGUUCGAAGGAAAUAGCGGUUCGAGUCAUGGAAUACGCAUAUGAGAAAGGCCAGGCAUCAACCUACCCAGAACCGCAAGACAAGUAUUGCUAUAUCCGUUCUCAUCAAUAUGAUUGCGACUAUAAAAAUGCGCUACGCGAACAUUGGGACUACCCGAACGAGGAUUGCCCAGUCUCCAUCCUAGAACCCAAGAAGAAGUACAACCACAAGCCACCAUGUCCCUGUUUUUGACAAGUUUUUUUUUUUGUUGAAUUUUACAUCUUUAUUUCUUAGCUAACUUAUAAAGCCAGAUCUGUGUUCGUAAUCAAGACUUUCUGUUUCUUCGAAAUGUAGACUUUUUUAUAUUUUAUUUAGAAAUAUUGGAUGCGAUAUUUGUUCCGAUUUAUAUCGAUUUCAAAUUCUAACAAAUUUCCAGCUUACAAAU
This is a messenger RNA of Uranotaenia lowii, 898 nucleotides long. Its product is annotated as NADP-dependent malic enzyme-like. Lineage: Eukaryota; Metazoa; Arthropoda; Insecta; Diptera; Culicidae. The record is from RefSeq and is a predicted model, not a curated record. Gene Ontology annotation, molecular function: malate dehydrogenase (decarboxylating) (NAD+) activity; NAD binding; malate dehydrogenase (decarboxylating) (NADP+) activity. Gene Ontology annotation, biological process: malate metabolic process; pyruvate metabolic process. The transcript has 2 exons. The coding region runs from base 16 to 705 and encodes 229 amino acids. Gene Ontology annotation, cellular component: mitochondrion.